This is a messenger RNA of Trichophyton benhamiae CBS 112371, 303 nucleotides long. RefSeq lists its product as uncharacterized. NCBI's taxonomy places the organism in Eukaryota, Fungi, Ascomycota, Eurotiomycetes, Onygenales, Arthrodermataceae. Gene Ontology annotation, cellular component: protein farnesyltransferase complex; CAAX-protein geranylgeranyltransferase complex; cytoplasm. The transcript has a single exon. Gene Ontology annotation, molecular function: protein farnesyltransferase activity; CAAX-protein geranylgeranyltransferase activity. Gene Ontology annotation, biological process: protein geranylgeranylation; protein farnesylation. The record is from RefSeq and is a predicted model, not a curated record. Bases 1 to 303 code for a protein of 100 amino acids.
AUGUCAAAGUACAACUCCGACCCCGCGUGGGCAUCAGUUACUCCCAUCCCUUUGGAUGAUGGAUCAAACCGCUUUACCCAGGCAGACAGAGAAAAUGCUGCUGGCGAUGAUGCUAUGACCACUGCUAACGUGGCUAACGAGACGUUGCCGCUUGCGACGAUCGCCUAUUCAGAGAGCUAUGCUGAGGCUACAGCAUAUCUGCGAGCUGUGAUGGCUACAAACGAGAUGUCAGACCGGGCUCUUGCAUUGACUGAAGAUGUGAUUCGGUCAAACCCAGCCCAUUAUACCGUCUGGUAUGUCUAA